GUCUUCUCUUCGUCUUCGUUCUUUGUUUUUUUUUCUGGUCUGAGAAAUCGAUGGGGACAACAAAUCGGAUGGGGAUCAUUUUCGGUGGUGUAUAUGAAACGUGGUUGCUAUCAAGGAGAUCGCCAUGGAAAUUGCGACGUCGGGGAUUUUCAUCUCGAGGAAGAUCAGUCACCCCAACGUCAUCCGCUUCGUCGACAUGAUCGAGGUUCGUCUUCUUUUGCUCUUCUUGACAUGAUUGAGGAUGUUGUUAGCUUGUACAUCUUUCUUGGACCAGCUUCACCACAACAGCUACGUAGGGAAAGGAUAGCUGAAAGGAUCAUGGCGCUUCAAGAACUUGUACCCACUGUUAACAAGGUCUCUAUCUUUCACCUUCUCUACGGCAGCGCAAGAUGCUGGAUUCAGAUACUAUGGAGACUCGUCUCUUGCUUUUGCAAGUGGAGCCAAGACACACAUGUGACAUCUAAAAAGACAGUAGCAUGUGACACAAAUGAACAACAAUCUGAUCCAAUCUCAGUUCCAUGUUUGUUCUUUUUCUAUCACUUCUUGUCUCUUGAACUUUGUUGUCAAAACGAAACAUUGUGCUUGAUUAUUAGUGUUUGUGAAACAUAGGCCAUGAACAUUUGA
Messenger RNA from Brassica oleracea var. oleracea, 624 nucleotides. RefSeq lists its product as uncharacterized. The record is from RefSeq and is a predicted model, not a curated record. The transcript is spliced from 3 exons. The coding region runs from base 94 to 609 and encodes 171 amino acids. NCBI's taxonomy places the organism in Eukaryota, Viridiplantae, Streptophyta, Magnoliopsida, Brassicales, Brassicaceae.